Messenger RNA from Sciurus carolinensis (gray squirrel), 1809 nucleotides. RefSeq names its product NKG2-A/NKG2-B type II integral membrane protein-like. The record is from RefSeq and is a predicted model, not a curated record. Lineage: Eukaryota; Metazoa; Chordata; Mammalia; Rodentia; Sciuridae. The transcript is spliced from 7 exons. Gene Ontology annotation, biological process: stimulatory C-type lectin receptor signaling pathway; positive regulation of natural killer cell mediated cytotoxicity. The coding region runs from base 204 to 908 and encodes 234 amino acids.
CCAGGUCUUCCCACUAAAGGAUGCACGACUUUCUGGCAACAGAAGGGAAAUAUUUGGAUCCUUCAAAAGCACAGUACUCGGUCUCAAUACUCGAUCCUGGCCCUGCCCAUUGACUGCACUAGGGUCAUGAUCACCACCGAUGCCAUUUAACUUCUUAAGCACAAUUAUCAGAGCACAGUCCCUGACAUCACUCAGCUGCAGAAAUGAGUAAUCAAGGAGUGGUCUACUCAGAACUGAAUCUGGGCAAGAACCCAAAGAAGCAGCAAAGAAAAUCUAAGGACAUUAAAAGCUCCAUUUCAGUAGCUGAGGAGGAAAUAACCUAUGCAGAUUUAAACCUUCAAAAUUCUUCUCAGGAGCAUCCAGGGAAUGACAAGGACGACCACUGCAAAGAGUUUCCAUCACCUCCAGAGAAGCUCAUUGCUGGGAUCCUGGGAAUCACCUGCUUUGCUUUAAUGGUCACUGUGGUGGUGAUGAUUACAGUUGUUAUUCCAUCUACUGUAAUACAGGAAGAGAACAAUUCUUCCCUGAUAAGAACCCAGAAAGCACAUCACUGUGAGCAUUGUCCAAAGGAGUGGUUAACAUAUUCCAAUAGCUGUUACUACAUUAGUGUAGAAAGAAAAACUUGGAAUGAGAGUUUGGUGUCCUGUGCUUCUAAGAACUCUAAUCUGCUUUAUAUAGACAAUGAAGAAGAAAUGGAUUUUCUACAUUCCCUCUCACUUCUAUCAUGGGUUGGAGUCUUUCGUAAGAGCAGGGAUCAUCCAUGGGUAUUGAUAAAUGGCUCAACUUUCAAAUUAAAGAUAAAAGAAUCAUCAGAUGAUGAACAUAAUUGUGCUAUGCUGUAUUCAUCUGAGCUUAAAUCAGCCAGUUGUGUGUCUUCAAAUACAUACAAUUAUAAACGUAAGCUUUAAAAUUAAUAUACCUAAAUCUGGAGCCUGUCAGGUAAUUUUGUAUUUCAUGAAAUGAAAAUAAUAUUACAAUUGCUUUAGUUAUACGGUGGAAUUAUAUUACUUGUUCUAAUAAUAAAAAUGUUCAAAAAAUGAUUAUUGAAUUAUACACCAAAAAAACCCAACAACUUUUGUGCCUAGCUUUUUUGACUCAAUAUUAUAUUUGUAACAUUCAACCUUUCUAAAAGAUUCCAAGUUACCUAAGUCAAUUUCUGUGAAAUGUCAAGACCAGACAAACCUGUAGAAACAGAGUGGAUUAGUGGUUACCAAGGGCUAAGAUCAUGAUGCAAUGGAACAUGACCACUACUGAAUAUGUGUUUCUUUUUGGAGUGAGGGAAAGUUUUUAGAUUUUUGAUAGCAGUAAUGGUUGUAACUAUGUGACUAUAUUAAAAAAUCACUGAUUUAUUUAAUUUAACAGGAUGAAUUUUAUGCUGUGUACUUCAAUGAAGCUGUUAAAGAAACUUUUCCUGGGAUUAUCUUUGAGAUUACAUUUACUCUUUAAAUUUUCAAGUUUAGUCAUUUUUAUAAUAUUGACUUCCCCAGUAAAUAUCAUGCUAUGUCCUUGAACACAUUAGAUUUCUUUAAUUUUUCUUGAUCACGUUGUUCUUUUGAUAUUAAAGUCUUAUAGAAAUUUAAGUAUUCACAAUAAUGGUUUUGUAAAUGGCAUCCUUAUUUUUAAAUUUAAAUUAUUUUUAGUAAUUUUUGUUGCUGUAAAUACAAAUAUAAUUGAUGUUUGCAUGUUGCUCUUACAUCCAAUGCCUUCACUGAUUUUAUGUAUUAAUUCCAUCAUUCAAGUACAGAUUAUUAUGUAUUUUCUCUGUAAAUAACUGCUUUAUAUAUAAUCGCACGUCUAUAUUUUCUUUCC